Cinara cedri is the source of this 540-nucleotide messenger RNA. The record is from the annotation of a GenBank genome assembly. NCBI's taxonomy places the organism in Eukaryota, Metazoa, Arthropoda, Insecta, Hemiptera, Aphididae.
AUGAGAAUCAACACAAUUUACAAGGUGGUUAGAAACCUGAUCGAAAUAUUGAAAGAUCUGGAGGAGAGGGAUCAGGACAGUGAGCUGUUGACAUACCCAAAAAAAAUAAUUAAAAAAAAUUCAGAGGCCUUUUUGUCAGAGAUCUUGAUGAAGUACCAAACUAAAUUGGCUGAUGGGACACUGUGUGAGCAAUUUCUAGUUGGUUUUGCAAAAGGGUAUGUUUUAUGUGCAACUAAACAAAAUAUUUCAGUAGUUUCUAACAUAUAUGACCAAUUAACGAAUGAGACAAAAUCGAUUUUGAAACAAACUGAGAAAUGUGUUCAAUCGAGUGCUGAUGCUCUUAACAAUUCUCUUGCCUUGCCAAAAAGUAUCAGCUCUUGUACUGGAAAACUGGAAAAGAGUGUCUUAGAAGUACAAUUUAUUUUGAACAAAAUCUCGGAACCUGAAAGACGCAACCAAAAGCAGCCUUUUUCAUCAACAAAUCAAAUCAGUAGCAGCCGAAACAGAGAAUUGACUGAGGAAUAUGGAAGGAGUCAAUAG